Anolis carolinensis (green anole) is the source of this 3436-nucleotide messenger RNA. It is a transcript of the gene mppe1, whose product is annotated as metallophosphoesterase 1. The transcript has 11 exons. Gene Ontology annotation, molecular function: phosphoric diester hydrolase activity. The record is from RefSeq and is a predicted model, not a curated record. Lineage: Eukaryota; Metazoa; Chordata; Lepidosauria; Squamata; Anolidae. Gene Ontology annotation, cellular component: endoplasmic reticulum-Golgi intermediate compartment. The coding region runs from base 371 to 1600 and encodes 409 amino acids. Gene Ontology annotation, biological process: endoplasmic reticulum to Golgi vesicle-mediated transport; GPI anchor biosynthetic process.
GCGGAUGCAUUUCCUGGUCCUCUUGGGAUGCUGUCUCCUGCUGGAAGAGUCUCCGCCGCGGGGGAAAAAGAGUGAACCGGGAAGCGUCGCCAAGGCGCAGGAGCGAGGCGUAGCACGUGCAAUACAAACACAGGACUUUCUUCGUAGUCUGUUCCUUCCGGCGCUUAAUUUUCGUGCCAUAUGGAUCUGGGAGGCGCUUAUGAGUUCUUCUGAUUGGCCAGCUUCGCCAGCGAUGGCUUUGUUUUGGCGGCAGUUGUCCUUCCGGCAAAGGCUUCCUGAUUGACGGGAAGAGCUCCUUGAAUGGCUCAUUUGACCUACCAUCCCAAAUUGGUGUCAUCUCUGGGGAGAAAAAGACUGCCUAUAGGCUGAGAUGGCAUUGAGGAGCUUGGGUGUUGUAAACAGGUUUUUUAGGAGAAAAGGGGGUGCUUUUACUUUGAAACUUUUGUGGUUUGCACUUUCCGUAUUUGUCUUUUGUGAAUUUUUAAUUUAUUACAUAGUCAUCAUUCAAUGUCACUGGCCACAACUGAAAGGUCAGUCUCCACGGGCUGCUGGCCAGAAGAUGGAUCUUGUCUUGAAAGCAAUGUUUUUAGCAGAUCCUCAUCUGCUUGGUGAGAUCAACGGACACUGGUUGGACAAGCUGAGGAGAGAAUGGCAAAUGGAGAGAGCUUUCCAAACCGCCCUCUGGUUUCUGCAGCCAGAAAUAGUUUUUAUUCUUGGAGAUGUCUUUGAUGAGGGAAAGUGGAGCUCUUUGCAGGCCUGGUCAGAUGAUGUAAGGCGCUUUCAGAAAAUGUUUAGGCAUCCAGCCCAAACCGAACUAAUUGUGAUCGUUGGCAAUCAUGACAUUGGCUUUCAUUAUGAAAUGACUGCAUUCAAACUGGAACGCUUUUCUAAAGUUUUCAACUCUUCUGAAAGGUUGAUAACUCGAAAAGGGAUAAACUUUGUCCUGGUGAACAGUGUUGCACUGGAAGGUGAUGGCUGCAUGAUUUGCAAAAAUGCAGAGACAAAGCUAAUGGAACUCUCCCACAAACUCAACUGCUCACUGCAGGAACAAAAUCAGAACAGGAAAAGGUGCCACGACGUGGACAGACUUCCAUCUUCAGCUCCAAUUUUGUUACAGCAUUAUCCUUUGUAUAGAAGAAGUGACUCAAAAUGUACAGGGGAGGAUUCUGCUCCUCUGGAGGAAAAGAAUGACCUUUUUAGAGAGAGGUAUGACGUGGUUUCUCAGGAAGCUUCCCAAAAGUUGCUGUGGUGGUUUCGUCCUCGCCUAAUCCUGAGUGGACAUACCCACAGUGCCUGCGAAGUGUUGCAUAAUGGGAGAGUCUCAGAAAUCAGCGUUCCCUCGUUCAGCUGGAGGAACAGAAACAAUCCUAGUUUCAUAAUGAAGGGGAUUCUUGCUGUUUUUCAACUACACCAAAACAGCAGUGAAAAUGAGAUCUCAGGGAUCUGGAUCUGCCUGUUGCUGGGUGCCCUUGCUCGCCAGAAAGCAAGAGUGCAUUUACCUUUGGCAAGUUGGUGUCAUUUUAUUUCUGACAGUACUUCAGUGUUUCAAUACUCAAGAGUCCAUUUUGGAAAAUGCAGAAGGCUGUGGAGGAAGGAAUGAGGUAUAAGUCCGAGUUUAGACUACUCACUGGAGGAAAAAAAAUCUACAAUCCAAGCUCCAAACUUCUGCUCGUUACUAUAUACAUUAUUGUACUACAUAUAAACAGAACUGCAUGCAUCUUACAAGCACAGACUAAUAUUAUAGUCCAAGCAGUUGCAUAUUUGUCUGCCUAGAAUAGUGGUAUAAGUAAUAGUGGGAAAGAUAUUUUACUUUAUUAUUUACAAGGUCAGCUAAAGGGACUUUACUUAUUUCAUUUUCAAAUUGUACCAUGCAUGAUUCUUUGUUCUUUUGAGAGCUGCUCUUUUAUGGUGGAUCCUUUCAGAGAAAAACUGAAGAAAUGGUCACUACAGACAUAAACACCCAAUCAAUUGUGCCUGAUUACUAUACUUAAGCAGGCACUUCAUUAAUUCAAAAUUACACAACAGAGAAGGCAGAUAUUUUUGUAACUCUGAACUUUGGUUAAAACAUCCUGGCCCAUUAUAUUGCUCCGGCCAAUUUGCUGAAUUAAAGGAAAAGUGAUGUUAGAUGCUAUCAUUGAGGCAUUUCAAUAAUUUACAGGAAAUACAUUGUGUACUGAGCCUCUAGACUGUUUUGUUGUGGUUGUUUUAUGUGAACCUCAAAGCCCUCUUUUUAAGGAAAAAUAAUGAAAUAGGGAGACAACCUAAAACAAUAUACCCUUUCUCCAGAUGUAAGUCUAGAAAUGUCAGUCUAGAAAUCAACCCAAAAAAACCUGAUCAAUUUAUCCAUAGUACUGUACCCCAAUUCUUAUCCAAAAAGAAGCAUCCCCUUAUCUGGGUAGAGUGCUGAAAGGAAAAAGCUUAUUUCAUCCCAGGAGAAACUAUAAAAGAAGCACUUAUCCCCUCUACGUUCUUUUUUUAAAAAACGUUUGUCAAAAGUAUUCAUAUUCAUUCACAUUCAUCUAAAAAUUCAAUGUGAAUUAGUGCCAGUAUUUUGAUAAAGAGAAUUCAAUAUUCAUAACAAAGCCUUGGCUACUAAGUGGAACACUUUUCAAUACUAAUGUGGAUUCUAGCCAUCUCUGAAACAUUGUACUGCCUUCCACAUGUACCAUGCUCGCUGGAACAAUCCAUCCCACAACCCUAAAACGAAUACUUUGACAAAUGUAAACUUUUCUUCCCAAUCUUAAAUCUACCAGGGACAAUAAAUCAGAGAAAAGAAAGAAGGAAAACGUUGGACAAUUGUUCAUUUUGUAGAGAUAGAAAUAUCCUAAUUAUGUUAGCAAUGCAACUGGCUUCAUACGGUACUACAGCAGUUGAAAAUAACCAGUGGAGAUCUCUUACGCUUUUCCUCAUGAUAAUCUACCAAAUAGGAAUAUGUCUGAGAUUGCUUUCACUAUGAGAAGAACAACAUAAUAACAACUCCAUCUCUGGAUUUCCCUAUAACACACACUCACACACAAACAUGUUUUGUUAUAUGGAUACGAAAGCUGGUCUGAUCUUUUCAUAGAAUAUGUUUAGCACCUUUGCAUGGAAAUUGACAGGGUAUAGAAAUAUUUAUUUUUGUCUCACUUUUCUUUUAUAGGUCAUUAAGUGAGCAAUAAUCUCAAUUAGAUGAUUGGUAACAUUUUCUAGCAAAUGCAAGCAAUCUCAAAUUUCUGUCAUUCAUAACAAACUCAUCUUUAUACAAAAUUAAUAAGUGCUCAUAACACCAUACUUUUAUUAUUGCCUGCCAGAACUGCUAUAACACAGUCCUAUCUUGUAUGUAGGAAAAGAACUGAGACCAUGGUUAUGUCCACUCACAUGAAUGUGUUUGGCCAUUUCACUAAAACUUUUCAAAUAAGUCUUAUUGCAAUAAACAAGCAUACUGUACAUCAUGAAA